Messenger RNA from Tupaia belangeri chinensis (Chinese tree shrew), 645 nucleotides. RefSeq names its product retina and anterior neural fold homeobox 2 (gene RAX2). Lineage: Eukaryota; Metazoa; Chordata; Mammalia; Scandentia; Tupaiidae. Gene Ontology annotation, biological process: positive regulation of transcription by RNA polymerase II. Gene Ontology annotation, molecular function: DNA-binding transcription factor activity, RNA polymerase II-specific; RNA polymerase II cis-regulatory region sequence-specific DNA binding. The record is from RefSeq and is a predicted model, not a curated record. The transcript is spliced from 2 exons. The coding region runs from base 35 to 580 and encodes 181 amino acids.
UCCCUCCUGCUGCGGCCCCCCCAGGUGAGGAGCCAUGUUCCUGAGCUCUGCAGAGGAGCCCGCGGCCGAGGGCGGGGGACUGGGGCCCGGCCAGGAGGCACCCAAGAAGAAGCCCCGGCGGAACCGCACCGCCUUCACCACCCACCAGCUGUGCCAGCUGGAGCGGGCCUUCCAGGCCUCCCACUACCCCGACGUGUACAGCCGCGAGGAGCUGGCGGCCAAGGUGCACCUGCCCGAGGUGCGCGUGCAGGUGUGGUUCCAGAACCGCCGAGCUAAGUGGCGCCAGAUCGGAAGUGCGGCGGGGACGGGGGCAGCCCCGCGGCUCCCCGACGCGCCCGCUCUGCCCUUCCCCCGCCCUCCGGCCGUGCCCCUGCCCCUGGAGCCCUGGCUGGGCCCCGCGGCCCCGUCGGUGCCGGCCCUGCCCCGCCUCCUGGGCCAGGGACCCGGGCUGCAGGCGACCUUGGCGCCCCAUGCCUUCGGGCCCGCCUUCGCCGACGGCUUCGCGCUGGAGGAGGCGUCGCUGCGCCUGCUGGCCAAGGAGCACGCACAGGCGCUGGACAGGGCCUGGUCCCCCGCCUGAGCCGACCCGCGGCCUUCUUAGACGUGAGGGUGGCGGCGGCCACAGCUCUGGCCUGCCCGAGGUCU